CAAAUGUCAAGCUAAAUGCUAAAUCCAUUUCCUUUGUUGAAAAUUAUAAUAAACAAAACCCAAACAAAUUUAUUUAAAUAAAUUGUGUUUUGUUCUCUUAAAACUCAAUUACCAACUUACAAUGGCAAAUACAAACACAGAUCUUACCGAAGAAGACGCCGCCGACUUACAAUUCCCCAAAGAAUUCGAAAACGCUGAAACGCUUCUGAUCUCCGAAGUCCACAUGCUGUUGGAACACAGAAAGGCUCAGAACGAAUCGGCCGAAGAUGAGCAAGAAUUUUCUGAUGUCUUCAUGAAAACUCUGACCUACACCGACCGUUUCCGGAAAUUCAAAAACAAGGAAACAAUUUCCGCUGUCAGAAAUCUCUUGAAUCAGAAAAAGCUGCACAAAUUCGAAUUGGCCGCCAUCGCCAAUCUUUGUCCCGAGACUGCUGAGGAGGCCAAAUCUUUAAUACCAUCUUUGGAGGGUCGGUUCGAAGAAGACGAGUUGCAAGCUGUUUUGGACGACAUUCAGACCAAAAGAAGCAUUCAAUAUUGAUUUUUUUUUUGUGUAUUAAAUAUAAAUAAAAUCAUUUAAAAUUUACUCAAUAGUAGGCCAUGGACUAACCCAAACUGUCAAAAUAUUUUUUUUUUCUACAAUUGACAUUAGUUUAAAAUUUUCAACUCAAAAACCAAUAAAUAAAAUGUUAUUUAUCAAUAGUGUUACUUUUGGUUUAUAAAAAAUGGCGUCUGCAGGCCACAAAAGGCUCUAAAUGAUACGUUUCGUUAAUCAUAGUAGGCUCUAUCAUCUGUCAAAAAAAAAGCAAAUUGAAUUUUUUUUUUUUAUCAAGUUGAGUUCACUGGCAAAACAAGUAGAAUUCCAUGGCCAAGAAUUUGACAUAAGUAAAACUAAAAAGAGAUAAAGAUAGUGUAGGAAACAAUAAAUGAUUAAGAGUAGAUCCUCAAAACAAACCAUUAAAACAUCCAGGGUGUCUCUUUUUGUCGCAUUGUUAUAGAAAAAGAUAGCUAUGUAUGAAUGCAAAUCGAUCAAUGGUUGAUCAAUGAUUAGAAUUGUCUAUUGUUGUUGCAUUAUUAUAGAAAAAGACAGUUAUAUAAUAUAAUCAAUAACAAUUUUCUUUUGACGUCAUCAGUGAACUCAAGCUGCAACGCAAAAAUUAAUCGAAUUUUAUAUAUAGGCAUAGUGCAUCUCAAAAUAAGCACGAAUCGAUUGAUUUUUCCCGAAACAAAAUAUUAUUUCUGGGAUCUAAAAAUAUCCAUCCGGGACCGCAGAUUCCCUAAUCGAUUUGGCC
Messenger RNA from Ceutorhynchus assimilis (cabbage seed weevil), 1289 nucleotides. NCBI's taxonomy places the organism in Eukaryota, Metazoa, Arthropoda, Insecta, Coleoptera, Curculionidae. The record is from the annotation of a GenBank genome assembly.